UGAGUAAAUUGAUUAAUUAAAAUAUAGUAACAUACUUAUAUAUAUAUUAUAAUAUGAUAAUGUGAAUGAUAAUAUAUACAUAACAUAAGAAAAUAAUAAGAAAAAGUAUGCCAAAAGUUCGAAAUCAAAUUGAUAAACGAUACAAACCAUUUCGAUAUAAUGAAAUUGAUUAAAAUAAUAAUGGUGCAAGCGGGCCAAGCCCUGCUGUUUAUUUCUUGUUUAGAAGGCCUAUCCAAGCCUACUGCGUUUUCCAAGUUAGCGUUAGACAUAUAAAAUAUGCAUCUCUCUCUCUCAAAUUAGGAUUCCUGCCCUAAUAUAUAAUUUGCCACCGCCAAAUCGUUUCGUUCCACAUCUGAAUUGUUUCCCAACCGAAUCAGUUCUUCAAAUACUACAUGUCUCAAACCAACCUACCUUUCAAAGAUGGUCAAACUGUUGAAGUAAGAUCCUUUGAACAUGGAUAUCGUGGAGCUUGGUUUCGUUGCAAGAUAGUAAGGAUAUACAUAGUGGAGGAGAAAUUGUACUACAGCUUGAAGUAUCUUGAUUACGAAAAAGAAAAGAUACAUGAGCAACAAGUCUUUCAGCGGUUUGAAGAUGAGGAGAAAGAGUGGAUAAUGGUUCGACCCUCGUACCCAUCAGUCCAUAAAAUCGAGGCUGACCAAAAACCUCUUGACGUCGCUCGUGGCUCUUGGAAAGUAGGAGACUUAGUUGAUUGGCAUAAAGAUGAUUGUUACUGGUCUGGAACGGUUGUGGCAUUGAAGAAGAACGAACCAUUACAGGUUGAGCUGUAUCCUCCACCACGUGGUGAAGGAGCGACUUACAACGCUUUGAGAAAGGACUUACGUCCAUCAUUGGAAUGGUCACUUGAAGAUGGCUGGACAUUGCCUUCUGCGGACGGAAGACAAGGCAGUGUGCUCGGCUCGUGAAACGUAAGAAAUGAAAGUUAGGCUUUCUACUUAUAUGAACGAUGAUUCUAUUAUGAGUAUUCUCUUAUGUUUUUUUUUUAGAACUCAAUUGAAUUUCUUUCACACUUUGUGGAAACUCCUACUGUAUAUAACUCAUUUUAACAUUAGAUAAUGUGUCAAGAGAACCAUAAUUUAUAAUA
This is a messenger RNA of Brassica napus (rape), 1102 nucleotides long. RefSeq lists its product as uncharacterized. Bases 393 to 923 code for a protein of 176 amino acids. The transcript is spliced from 6 exons. NCBI's taxonomy places the organism in Eukaryota, Viridiplantae, Streptophyta, Magnoliopsida, Brassicales, Brassicaceae. The record is from RefSeq and is a predicted model, not a curated record.